Molecule: messenger RNA, 5244 nt
Organism: Schistocerca nitens (vagrant locust)
Lineage: Eukaryota; Metazoa; Arthropoda; Insecta; Orthoptera; Acrididae
Exons: 3
Coding region: 322-1929 (535 amino acids)
Biological process (GO): RNA processing
Molecular function (GO): adenosine deaminase activity; oxidoreductase activity; RNA binding
Source: RefSeq, a predicted model, not a curated record
AGAAAAAUGUACAGGAUACUACAAUUUAGAUUGCACUUUUUCACACAUUUUAUUAGCCUCAAAGUUGUGCUGUCUAAACUGUGACGAGUUUUCCUCAUCCUUGAAAUUACUGUUGCUUACUGUCAGCUGUGAUUCCAAAAUCUGUGAACCCAGAUCGCAUUGCAUCUAAUAUAGCUCUAAACUUUGAGCUUCUACCGAAAGAUGUGGAGUUAUUGAACAGUUUAAAAACUGUGAAAAAGUUUGCAUGGGAUCCUGAAAUAGUUGCUUAAUAUUUUUGCGCUACACCAAACUGGAAACAUUUGUUUUUCAUGUUCUUUAAUUAUGGCUGCUACAUUUGAUCAAGAUUUCUGCAACAAAAUUGCAGAACUUUGUUAUAGUAAAUAUGACACUCUUCCAAAGAAUGGAAAACCAAAUGAUAGACAGUGGACUCUACUUGCAGCAAUUGUCAAAGUAAAUGGUUGGGGUAUAGAUCCAGUAUUUGAAGUGAUUUCAGCUGGAACUGGAUCAAAAUGUGUAGGGCAGUCAAAAAUGUCUUCUACAAGACUGAAUGACUGCCAUGCAGAAGUGAUGGCACGACGAGGAUUUCUUCGUUACUUAUAUUAUCAAGUCUUUCAACAGCUGCAUACGGGUAAAUCAGCCCUCUUUAGUGGCACUGAUCAUGAAGGUCGCUGCAUCAUGAAAGAUGAUAUUACAUUCCAUUUUUUCACCAGCCAUGUUCCUUGUGGUGAUGCUUCAAUAUUUCCAAAAUUUGAUGAUUAUUCAGAUGGCACAUGCACCCUACCAAUUAAUAUUUCAUUUUCACAUGCAUUAAAGGUAGUAUCCAAGGUGCAGGAUGCCAAUGCAAAUAAACAUUUAUCUAAAAAUACAGUAAGCAAAGAAGCAGAAAAUGUAUUCCAGACUAAUGAUGGAGUUGAGUCUGAUGUGAGUCAAGCCAGUUGCUCCCAUAACCGUUUACCAACUGGGAAAGGACCAUUUGUUAAGCAGUUAAAUACUGAUUCAGAAGUUCAACUGGCAAGAACAGUAAGGCUCCAAGAAAUUACAGUCCACUGUGGAAAUGAAGUAAAAUUUACAGUGACCAAGCCAAGUGAGCUCCAUUCUGUGUCACCCCACACUCAUACAAAUUCAACUGAUGAAAACUGUAAGCGCUCUGGGCUGAAACGUGCAUCUGAGCACGAAGAAAAUCUUAGCCCAUUGUCAAAAAAACCAGCUUUCUCCGAUGUUUACAGAACAGGUUCAAAGUGCCUCCCAGGGGAAAAAUUACAAGAUCCUAAACUUCCUGGAGCAAACUAUCAUGUAACAGGAGUACUUCGAGGGAAGCCAGGUCGCGGAGAGCGCAGUCUAUCAUUAUCCUGUAGUGAUAAAUUAGCAAGGUGGGCAGCAGUGGGUUUGCAGGGUGCUUUAUUGUCUUUGCUUUUGCAUGCACCUAUUUACUAUAAGACACUCAACGUAGGUGGCAGCAGCCCAUACUCAUAUGAUGCACUUCAUCGAGCAGUUGUGGGAAGAACAACUGGCAUAGUUGGCCUAAAACCACCAUAUGGAAUGUCAUCACCUAUAUUUCUACAUUCUACAUUGCCUUUCUCAGAUGCCCGUCAACCAGGAAAAUUGCCUUGUGCUGAAAGCAUAGUGUGGAGUGCAGUACCUGAUAGGCCUCUGGAAGUUGCAGUAAAUGGAAUUAAAAAGGGUACAACAAAGAAAUCAGAAAAUCUGCAUUCUACUUGCUGCUUGAUGAUAUGUAAGAAAGAACUGUUACGCCAGUUUAUGCAUUGCACGCAUGUUAUAAAUGGUGUUGACAUUUCCAACAUGACUUACGCUCAAACCAAAGGAAUGGCAGAACAUUACAGAGCAGCAUGGAACAUUGUACAGAAAACAUGUUUUCCUGCAUGGCCAAGGAAACCUAUAGAGCUGUCAUCAUUCACCGCUGGAGAAUAAAAUUGUGUUACUGAGUACUACAAUUGAAUAACCUGUUAUCCCUCUGUGUUCUGUAGGUAUGACUAACUACUUUAGAGACUGGUCGGCAUUAACUGUAUAACGACUGAAUAUGAGGAUGUUAUUGAUUGGCGGCUCCAUGGAGUGUCCUGUGCACCACGACCAGAUAAUGGAUAUACUUAGAAGGAGAGACGGCAUUGGUCGUAUUUUUUUGUUUUAUUAACCACAAAAUCGAUUUUCGGUCACUAGUGUAUAUGAGGAUGUUGUUGUGAUCUUCGGUCCAAAGACUGGUUUGCUGCAGCUCUCCAUGUUAGUCUUCCUGUGCAAGGCUUUUCAUUUCCGAGUAACUUCUGCAACCUACAUCCACUGUGAUCCUGCCUAUAUCUCUAUCUGCAAUUUUUAUCUCCCCAGCACUUCCCUAUGUUACCAAACUCGCUAUUCCUUGAUGUUUCACAAUUUGUCCUAUGAAUCAAUCCCUUCUUUUAGUCAAGUUGUGCUGUAUAUUUCUUUUCUUUCCAGUUUGAUUCAGUAUCUCCUCAUUAGUUAAUUCAACCUACCUGUCUGACUUCAGCAUUCUUCUAUAGCACCAAGCAUUUAUUCUCUUUGUGUGAACUGCUUAUCGUCGAUGUUUUACUUCCCUACAAGUCUACACUUCAGAAAAUAUUUCCUAACACUUGUAUUUAUAUUAGAUGUACACAAAUCCCUAUUUUUCAGAAAUGCUUUUCAUGCUGUCGUCGAUUUGCAUCCUAUAUUCUCUGUACUUUGACCACCACUUAAUUUACUGCCCAAGUAGCUAAACUCUUCUACUGGUUUUAAUAUCUCAUUUCCUAAUGUAAUUCCCUCAACAUUGCCUUAUUAAAUUUGACUACAUUGCAUUACUUGUGUUAAUGCCCUCUUUUCAUGACACUAUCCAUUCUGUUCCACUGCUCUUUCAAGUCCUGUGCUGCCCCUGACAGAAUUACAGUGUCAUCAGCAAACCUCGAAUUUUUUCUCUCUUCUCCCUAACCUGUCAUUCCAUUUCCAAAAUUUUCCUUGAUUACCUGUACUGCUUGCUUACUGUACAAGUUGAAAAACUUUGAGGGUAGGCUACAACACUCUCUCAUACCCUUCUCAACUACUGCUCCCCUUCUAUACCCUAUGACUCUCUAAACUAAUCUGGUUCCUAUACAAGUUGUAAAUAACCCAUCACUUCCUUUAUUUUACACCUGCAGCUUUGAAAAAAUUGAGUGUAGGUCAGUCAACAUUGUCAAAAGCUUCCUCUAAAGCUACAAAUGCAGGUUUGCCUGUCUUCCAAGAUAAGACAUAGACUCAGCACUGCCUCACAUGUUCCUACAUUCCUCAAGGUUAGCUUCUAUUACCUGGCCUUGAUGUUACUGUAGUUAGCCUCCUGUGGCCAUUGUCAGAAGCACACAGCAAAUUUACUGUAAACAAGUACAGUGAUGACUAAGGGAAACACAUCGCAUUUUGAAUGACUGACAGUUGUUCGUAUACCAUCAUACGGUUCAGCAUCUCCUCGUGAAAUAGUACGAUAAAAAUUCUCACCAAGCCAACCGAAGUGCCCCCACUCCCAGGUGCAAUAAUAUUAUGGUUGACUAAUACCACUUUUUCCUUCUUCUGUAAAUAAUUGUCAAUAUUUUGCAUCCAUGACUUAUUAAUCUGAUGGUACAGCUGUGAGCACCUGCCUUCUUUGAAACUAAUACAUUUUUCCUAAAGACUGAGGGUAUUGCCCCUGUCUCAUGAAUCUUGCACACCAGAUGAAAUCAUUUUGUCAUGGAUCUCAGUAAUUCUGAGGGGAUGCCCUCACUCCAGGGUCCAUCUUUCAGUGCUCUGUCAAAUUCUUUUCACAGUAUCACAUCUCUGAUCUCAUCUUCAGCUAGUUCCUCUUCUCUUUCUCUGACAUUGUCCUCAAGUUUUUCUCUUAUAUAGACAGUAUGUAUAUUCCUUCCACCUUCCCCUUAUUUUCUUAGUACUGCCUUGCAUCGAACUUUAUAUUCAUACAGCUGCUUCUUUUCUCUCCUAAAAUUUCUUUAAUUUCUUGAUAGGCAGCAUCUGUCUUUCCACUAGUUGUGCACUUUUGUUCUCUAGCCUUCCCUGUUUAGCCUCUCUGCAUCUUCUGUUAAUUUUUCAUUUUUAUAUUUUCUCUUUUUAUCAGUUAAAUCCAAUAUGUCCUGUACUAUCCAAGGAUUCCUACUACGCCUUGUCUUUUUAUGUGUGGUCCUCUGUGCCUUCAGUAUUUCAUUUCUCAAAGCUACCCAUUCAUCAUCUGUUGUAUUCCUUUCCCCCCCAUUUCAUUCCAACAUUGCCUUGCUCCCUCUGAAACUUUCCACAACCUCUGGUUCUUUCAACUUAUCCAGGUCCCAUCUUGAAUUCCUUCUUUUUGUAAUUUUUUUCAGUUUUACUCUGCAGUGUAUAACCAACAAAUGAUGGUCAGAGCCCACAUCUCGCCCUGGAAAUGUUUAAAAUCUAGUUUCAAUAUCUCUGUGUUACUACUGUGUAACUUGAGGAUAUUUGGCUAGAUUCACUCAAGAAUGAAUUGAGCUUCCCAGAUCAUAAGAAAAUGAAAAUUGUCUCAGUUUUAUUUAAACUUCUGGCAGGCUCUAAGAAGCUAGUUUGUUUAGUUAAUGCUUUCCUGCAGUUUUUUGUUGUUGUGGUCUUCAGUCCUGAGACUGGUUUGAUGCAGCUCUCCAUGCUACUCUAUCCUGUGCAAACUUCUUCAUCUCCCAGUACCUACUGCAGCCUAUAUCCUUCUGAAUCUGCUUAGUGUAUUCAUCUCUUGGUCUCCCUCUACGAUUUUUACCCUCCACGCUGCCCUCCAAUAUUAAAUUGGUGAUCCCUUGAUGUCUCAGAAUAUGUCCUACCAACUGAUCCCUUCUUUAGUCAAGUUGUGCCACAAACUUCUCUUCUCCCCAAUCCUAUUCAAUACCUCCUCAUUAGUUAGUUCCUGCAGUAGGCUCCUUAUAAUGUUAUACUGAAUCGCACUUUAGUCAUUGUGAUUUUAUCCCUUUCUUUGUUUGUCCACAUGAGUUGUAGCAGUAAUUAAGAGAGAGAACUUUUAAGUGGGAUGAGUGUGGUUCAGAUAACCAGCCAUUUAUCUUAUCAAGGUUUUUAUUUUUUUUUUUUUUUAAUAAACUCUUCGGAACUACACUAGUAUGGAUCUGAUUUCCUUCCUGGAUCCAGUGUUCGUAGGAUGUUAACGAUCUUCCAUUGUUAGAUGUAAACUUUUAUUCCUCAUAGUCAGAUAGUAGGUAAUUUAAUGUCACGACUGCUAUAUGACUUAAUCUUUGGCAUCUAUGUAUAUCUUGUGAACACACAUAAUAA